This is a messenger RNA of Acanthochromis polyacanthus (spiny chromis), 2489 nucleotides long. It is a transcript of the gene clec11a, whose product is annotated as C-type lectin domain containing 11A. Lineage: Eukaryota; Metazoa; Chordata; Actinopteri; Pomacentridae. The coding region runs from base 508 to 1320 and encodes 270 amino acids. The record is from RefSeq and is a predicted model, not a curated record. The transcript has 5 exons.
CUUAGUCUUUAAAAAGUCUAAAAAUACCUCGUUGCAAUUCUUAGAACAAGUCUGUUUUUCCUGUUUCAUGAACAGUUUACAGUUUUGAGACGCAUGGUUUCCACAGGACAGAGACCUGUGCAAAUCCAGUGUUCACACAAAGAGUGGAAAUGGGAGGUGGGAGCAAAAACAAAGAGCUUUCCUGUUGUUUGGCAAGACAGGAGAGCCGUCCUGGGCAGACGACAGGGAUGUUAUUCUGAUUUCUUCUGUCUGAUACCUGGGAUUUCUGUUUUUUUUUUUUAAAGGGGUGUAUACCAGCCUCCAUUCACAUGUCUAAUGGGAGAUUCCUGCUGCUUUCCUGCUGCUGUUCCAGGAGGGUCAGGAGGGAAAGAGGAGUGAAAGAGAACCAGACUGGAGAAAGAGAGAGAGAGAGAGAGAGAGAGAGAGAGAGAGAGAGAGAGAGCAACUCGGAGGUACAGAGGGAGUUUUUGCUGCUGAAGGAAAAGCAGAGUUUGUAGGAAGCAGAAAAUGGGACCGGCUGCCACCUUGCUCGCUCUCCUGUAUUUAUGUUCUCUGGGUGUGUGUGUUCCUACAGGGACGAACAACGCUGCACCAACACAGUCAUCUUCGCUGAAGGUGAAGAGGGCGAGAGGCGACUAUCCUGAUAUUCUGCCAGAACCUGAACCAGAGCCAACCAGCCCAGUAUCAGACUUUGAAAACUCAUACAACUAUGUCUUGUCCAGACUAGCUGGCAUGGACCAGGCCAUCCACAAGUUAAAUGUCGGUCACUACACCCUGGAUGUUAAAGUCAGCCAGCUGAUGGAUCGCUUGUCCAGGAUGGAUGCUAAAGUCGGGGAGCUGGAGGACAGCAUCCGGGAAGUCUACCAGCACAGCAAGGACAACCGCAAGGAGAUUGGAAGACUGGAAGGCUGUGAGAAGGGACGUCGGGUGGGAUACAAAUGUUAUCUGGUGUACAAUAGCUACGAGGAUUACGCUGGAGCUUCCAGAAAGUGUCUGGAACGUGGCGGACGCAUGGCGAUGCCCCGCGACCGCAAAGAGCAGGAGGCCCUGGCUGAGUACGUCAAGGCCUUCUUUCAGCCGGGGAACUGGCCGGUGUGGUUGGGCAUCAACGAUCUGCGCUCUGAGGGCAUGUACCUCUUCGAUGAUGGGACCAGAGUCUCAUACUUCCAGUGGCGUAAACAUUUCCUGUCCAGCCAGCCGGACGGAGGGAGGCGGGAGAACUGUGUGGCCAUGUCGUCAGACGAUGGCGACUGGUGGGACCACUACUGCGAUCGGACCAUGAACUAUCUCUGCGAGUUUGAUGACAGAGUGGCUCUUUAAAAUGAACUCCUUUGCAAAUAUUCUUUCUCUGUCACAUUACUACUGCUUUAAACUUUGAUAUCAGCUGUUACGUGUUAAAAGCAAAAAAGCCGUUUUAUUUUCAAGUAAUUUAUUUCCCUUUAAAAGACACAAACACUCCCAUUCAAACGCUUGGGGUCACUGAAAAAUGUCAGUUUUCAAUGAUAACAUUAAUCAGAAAUACAGUCUAGACAUUGUUAAUGUGGUAAAUGACUAUUCUAGCUGGAAACGACUGAUUUUUAAUGGAAUAUCUCCAUAGGAGUACAGAGAAACAUUUCCAGCAACCAUCACUCCAGUCUUCUAAUGCUACAUUGCAUUAGCUAAUGGUGUUGAAAGGCUAAUUGAUGAUUAGAAAACCCUUGUGCAAUUAUGUUAGCACAUGAUUAAAAGUGUGUGUUUUCAUGGAAAACUUGAAAUUGUGUGGGUGACACCAAACUUUUUAACAGUUGUAUACCUGGGAUACCUAGGAACAUUUUAAUAUAAAUAUCCAGUAUCACAUCAUUUAAGUAUGCAAAUAGCGUAGCAUUGUUUUAUUAGCAUCAGUAUCUUGCAGCAUGGAAACAUUUGUCAUGAAAAUAUUCAUGGUUUUAGGUUUUUACAGAACUGUCUCAAAUGCGCACAAAUUUCUGUCUUGUUAUUGAGGUUCUGUGCUGAAUACGUCUUUGUGUUAUAAAUAUGAUAUUAUCCAUGCGGCUGAGGUAAUAUGAAUGUAAGCCAGUCAGGACUCUGCUAUGUUUUCAUUCAUGGAAUUCAAAAUAUUUGUUUAACAUUUCCAAGAAAGGAAAAAUGUGAGGCUGGAGGCGCCUUCUGUAGAAUCAGCACUCAUCAAACAUCUUGAAGAUAUAAAUUAGUGUGUAUGGGCUUUCAAGAAUUAGGUAGUGGUUCUCUGUUACUUACUGAUGAUGUUUUAGUAUGAUCUGGCACAGGGUCAGACUCCUGUCAAGGUGCUGAUUAUCCACCAUGUUUGGCCAUAGCUGAACAAUAUUUAUAGAGCUAUAGUUUCACUUCCAAGUCUCCUUUCAACACCCUAAAAUGAUAAAUGACCAUGUGCAAAUGUAUUCGAAGAUCCUACUGUAUAUAAAACAAAAAAGUUGUACUGAACAUAGGAGGCGGAGUAUUUUUUUUAUUAUUAAAUCUUUACUAAAAGUUGA